CAACCCGAUCCGUCCAUACCAAAAACCUAAACCCGGCAACGCUCUUCAUAAAACCAGGGUUUCGAAAGCAAAAAAUAAAUCCCAAUUGCGUUACCUUCUCUCUUUCUGCAAAUCCCCCUUUAUUACAACCGGUUAAAGAUUUAGAUGACAGAAACAUAUUUGGAGUGCAAUGAAUUACGGUUGAGGUCGUACACUAGACCGAUAUGGAGAUGGAUUACGUUUUGUGUAAUGUGAAUCUGGAUUUAUGUUUCAAAGGAACAGGGUAUCUUGGUUAUUGAUUUAUUUGUGGGUAAGUAAACAAAGACAUGUCUGGUAAAGAAGAAAAAGGCGGUGCACAAGAUGCAGCCGAAAGAAUCAAGGCCGCCACCCUGUCAGCCGCCAAGGGUCUAAGCCGAUCUCAAGCCGAACGUGCAGCAGCUGCUGCAGCGCGAAACGUAAAUGCUUAUGGUCAAAAAGAAGAAGGACCAAGUAGAUGGCAAGAAAGAAAAGAAGCAAAAAGACAAAUGUAUUUAAUGAGUACAGAAAAGCAAGUGAGACUGGGUGAAAGAAAAGACCAAAAAGCUUCAAUGUCAACCGCCACCAACUGUCAGAAAUGUUUCCAGCCUGGACACUGGACUUAUGAGUGUAAAAACGAACGGGUUUACAUUUCCCGACCCUCACGCACACAGCAGCUUAAAAACCCCAAACUGAGAAUGCGGGGCCAGGUCUCGUAUGAUUUGGAUCACCCGGAUGUUGAAAAAGACGUGAAAGCGGAUAAGAGCGUUAAGAAGAAGAAGCAUAGUAGUAGCAGUAGUCGUAGUAAAGGUAAGAAUAACAAGAGGAAGCAUAGGUCUAGGUCGGAAUCAGGUAGUGACAGUGAAGCUUCGGUGUUUGAAUCUGAUAGCGAGUCUUCAUCAGUUACCGGGUCGGGUUCUUCUGACGAGAGUGAUUCCAGCGACACUUCAUCUUCUGAUUCUGAGGACUCUAGAAGGAGAAGUAAGAAGAACAAGAACAAGAAAAAGACGAAAGAGCAGAGGAAAAGGAAACACCGUAGGCACAGUUCGAGUUCUGAGUCAGAAUCUGAGUCGGAGUCGGAGUCCGAAUCAGAAUCUGAUUCAGAUGAUAGCAGAAGCCGGAGGAAGAGCAAAGGGAGUAGCAGAAGACACUGAAGGUUCGAAUAAGGCAAAUUCAGGUUAAUGGAGCAUCUAUUCUUGUUAUUUACUACUGUUGUUUGGCACACUUUAUGUGUAUUGUUUGAACUUAAAUUCCUUAUCCUCCCUGUGAUACUUUAGCAUUAUGAAUGAUGGGUUGACUUUUUGAACCGUUAUCAUUGUUGAAAUAUUUACAUGAUAAUGUGGCUUGCAAUAAAUAACAGGUGAUCUUGGACAAA
Molecule: messenger RNA, 1369 nt
Organism: Helianthus annuus (common sunflower)
Lineage: Eukaryota; Viridiplantae; Streptophyta; Magnoliopsida; Asterales; Asteraceae
Product: zinc finger CCHC domain-containing protein 10
Exons: 3
Coding region: 306-1148 (280 amino acids)
Source: RefSeq, a predicted model, not a curated record